AUGAAAAUGAAAAAUAAUACUAUAUUUAAUAUUACUAAAUGUCCUGAACGCAAUGUUCAUAUAGGUAAAGAUUAUAUAACUUCAGAUGUUUCCAGUUUAGAGAUGUACUAUAAAAAACAGAAAAUAAACAUAUUACUUUUUUUUAAUUUUUUUCUGUUUACUCUUUUAAUUUUUAUAUUACAUGGUUUUAAUAGUUAUACAUAUAGAUCUGCGAACGAAAAACAGAACUUAGGAGGAACAAUUAAUUUAAUAUACAAAAGAAUUUUGUCAGAAUGUAAUAAUAUAAAUUCAACAAAAAGCGAAUCAAAAUUAAAUUUAUUAGAUGCUGAUGAACUGGAAAAUACAACAAAUAAUGAUUUGCAACAUAAUUUAAAUUAUAAUAAUUUGGAAUCACAAAUAAAAGCAAAAAAUCUUGAAGUAAUGAUAAAUAUGCUAAAAAAAAAUGAAAAAGAAGAUAAAAUCGAUAAAAAAAGUAGUAACAUAAAAAAAAUUUGCGACUUCAUUUAUAUGCCUUUGUUAGUUUUCCCAUUAUUGCUUUUCUUAGUAUUGUUUUCACUCAAAAAUAUUGGAUAUUUAUGCGAUGUUUCAGAUAGUAAGUUGCAAAACGGAUGUUUAUUGUACUUAGGAAUUUUAAUUUUACUUAAUACAAUUGAACUAAAAAAAAAAUAA
Plasmodium relictum is the source of this 669-nucleotide messenger RNA. Its product is annotated as Plasmodium exported protein, unknown function. The coding region runs from base 1 to 669 and encodes 222 amino acids. NCBI's taxonomy places the organism in Eukaryota, Apicomplexa, Aconoidasida, Haemosporida, Plasmodiidae. The record is from RefSeq and is a predicted model, not a curated record. The transcript is spliced from 2 exons.